ACGAAGAGCUAUGGCGGGAACAGGAAACGAUCCGCAGAAGCAACUGCUAAGCAUCAUCCGCAAUUUCGCCACCGAGAAAUCUCAAGGAGAACGAAGAGUAGUUACUCUCAGAAAGCAAAUCGAAACGCUAAAAUCAGAAUUGACCGUCGCUAAUACGGAACUUGAGAAAGCUAAGCGCUGCAAAGAACUUGUUGAACAGGAACUUAAAGGUUUUGAACUUCAUCUCUUCUUGAGUGAAGCUUCGGUUCAAACCCUAGAGGCGAGGGUGUCUCUAAUUCAGAAUGAUAUGUAUGCUGUGGAGUCUGAUUUGGAAACUCUCAAGAAUGAAGAAGUAGCUUUACGUGAUCAAUUUAUCUGCAACAUGCUUGACCUGAAUGCCAAAAUAAGGAAAUUUCAAGAGAGCAUCAUCACUUGCGACAUUGAUUCGGUAGAAGAUGCAGCUUGUGAAGAUCUGGCACAAGUAACUAUGGAAGAAAAUGAUACUGAUGUUGAUCUAGGUGCUCUUGAAAGUAGCCUUUUGGAGAUAAUAUCUCAAACAACUAAAGAGGAGAGUGAAUUACAAGCCCAGCAGAAAAUUUAUGAGACCGUCGAGCGUGGGUUAAUUGAUUUGGAAAGAAAGGUGUCUUUAAUGAAUAUGUUUGUCACAGAAACAAAAGAAUUGCAAGAUCUCACCAUGCUGUCUUCUAAAUUCGAAGCAACAUACAGUUCACUUUGUGAAGAACUUCAGAACAGAUCGAUGUGCCCUAGAUGUCAUCUGAACAAUUUGGAGGCUUUAACUACUGUGUUGCAUGCAAAUGAGGAAAACUAAUGUCUUGUAAGUAGUCUACUUCUUGACCAAACACUUAAAAAUGUUGAUCUCAAUGUACUGUGUAGUGGUGAUACUGAAAGGUUCAUGUGUGGUUUAAAAUAGAAGAAACCUUCCAUUUCAGGCUAAAGAAAAAUACAUGCCUCUCUGGUAUUCAAAUAGGAAACAGAAGAAAUUGGGAACACCAACACUGGUUUCUCUUUCAUGUAUUUGUUUCUUAGUACACAGCUUUAGCUAUUGACCAAUAUAAUAUCUGUAAAAUUUACUUUUUCCAUGCAGCAAUAUUUUCUGAGUUGGGGUAUGAUUUUCCUAGCUAAGCUGCCUAUUGGUUUUCAACAAAGAUAACACAUUUUGGAAAUUGAAAUAUGCACUAUUUUCUGAUUAUCCUGCUCUACUUGACGUGCUGUGCCUGUAUCGUGUUUUUAAUUUAGUGCUUGGUAAUGAUUUUUUUGGGCACUUUGUAGCGUCUUACAUUCUUUGUUGACAACAGCAGUAAUGUUGAUCUGAUUAGGAUUUCUUCAUAA
Molecule: messenger RNA, 1329 nt
Organism: Vicia villosa (hairy vetch)
Lineage: Eukaryota; Viridiplantae; Streptophyta; Magnoliopsida; Fabales; Fabaceae
Exons: 9
Coding region: 11-808 (265 amino acids)
Source: RefSeq, a predicted model, not a curated record